Messenger RNA from Silurus meridionalis, 2417 nucleotides. RefSeq names its product ATPase Na+/K+ transporting subunit beta 1a (gene atp1b1a). The transcript has 6 exons. Lineage: Eukaryota; Metazoa; Chordata; Actinopteri; Siluriformes; Siluridae. Gene Ontology annotation, molecular function: ATPase activator activity. Gene Ontology annotation, cellular component: sodium:potassium-exchanging ATPase complex. The record is from RefSeq and is a predicted model, not a curated record. Gene Ontology annotation, biological process: intracellular sodium ion homeostasis; potassium ion import across plasma membrane; sodium ion export across plasma membrane. Bases 170 to 1075 code for a protein of 301 amino acids.
AAAGCCACGAGCCGGGUACAGUUCUGUCCUUUCGCAAACGAUCAACCAAAAGGAGUACAUCUCUCGUGGGCAAGGUACCUAAAGAGCAGCGACUACCUACAAAACCCGAAACUAAUCCGCACAAAAGGGAACUACACGCUACAAUAAGAUAAAAAAAAAUUAACAAAAAAUGUCCGCGAAUAAGGAGGGCAACAGCGGAUGGAAGAGCUUUCUGUGGAAUUCUGAAAAGAAGGAGUUUUUAGGACGUACCGGCGGCAGUUGGUUUAAAAUCUUCAUCUUUUAUGUAAUCUUCUAUGGCUGCUUGGCUGGAAUUUUUAUUGGCACCAUCCAAGCGAUGCUCAUGACCCUUAGCAACUACAAGCCCACAUACCAGGACAGAGUUGCACCCCCAGGUUUAUCGCACACCCCACGCUCUGAAAAAUCUGAGAUCUCCUACAGCAUGCAAGAGGAAGACAGUUAUAGACUAUAUGUAAAAUCCAUGAAGGAGCUGCUGGAGCCAUACUUGGACGAGAAACAGGCAGAUGACAUGAAAUUUGAAGACUGUGGUGAUGUUCCAAGUAAAUACACUGAACGUGGGGACUUGGAGGACAGUGGAUCAGGAGCGAGAAAGGCCUGUCGCUUCAAGAGGUCCUUGUUACAAGAAUGCUCAGGUCUUGUGGACAAGACUUUUGGCUUUAAGGAUGGCAAGCCCUGCCUUAUUGUCAAGCUGAACAGGAUCGUCAAUUUCAGACCCAGGCCUCCAAAAACCAAUGUAUCUCUCCCUGUGGGUCUUGGGAUGGUUUCAGAGUUUGUGAUUCCCAUCUUCUGCAACAGCAAGAAAGAAGAGGACGCUAGCAAAAUCAGAGAUAUUAAGUACUUUGGCAUGGCCCAAGGAUACCCACUGCAGUACUAUCCAUACUAUGGCAAGCUGCUACACCCUGAUUACCUCCAGCCUCUUGUGGCUAUCCAGUUGGCCAAUAUUACCUUUAACGAGGAGCUCCGUAUUGAGUGCAAAGUAUAUGGAGAAAACAUUGAUUACAGUGAAAAAGACCGUUAUCAGGGACGUUUUGACUUCAAAAUCAUGAUCAAAUCAUGACCACAGCUAUGAGAAUAGCACUUUUACUCUGCCCAUUUCAAAACGUAAUCAUUUAGACAGAUGACAAUGAAAAAAAAGUUCAAUUUAAAAAAAAAAAAAACUAAAAAAAAAAAAACAAGCAAACAUAAAAACAACAACAAACCAACCACGACUAGUCUUGAACAAACUUUCAUAACAUACGGGACCUACACUUAAUCUGUAUGCUUUACACUAGCUUUCUCUGCAUAUGACUAGGGUUAGAAUGUAAAAAUUACAGGAAGAGUAGCAAUAGCAAAGUAUUUAUUCUACUGUAAAUGAGAAUAUUCCUUGAGCCAUGGGACAUGUUCAUUCAUUACUGUAAAUUAUGAUUCCACUACUGAUGUAGCGAGCAGUGUUGCUGUCCCUGAGUAUUUCUGCCUAGUGUGGUCUCGCUCUAUGUUUUCGGAGUGUGCAGUGCAGUAGUCGCAUACAAUGGUCCUUUCCAAGCCAUGUUAUAAUUUCUGUUGUCUUAUGUCAGUCAGUUUAGUGGUCCAAGGUGUGUGUGUGUCUGUGUGUGUAUUUGACUGAGUGUAAGAGGGGGUGUAUGUGCGAGUGUAUGCUUGUACAUGGUUGUGAGUGUGUGUAUAUUUGUACAAUAAAUAAAAGUGGCAUGGUACGCGCUGAUAUCCCCAGGUCCGUAUGUGAGUAAAUGACUGCACUCCAUGGAAUAUUUGUUUUUUUUUUUUUUUUUUUCCUUCUCUUUUUGACUUAUUUUGUUGAUUGUGGGGAAAGUACUUUUACAUCACUUCUUCUCUUAUUUGAUCAUCUUGCAGUGUGGGAGUUUGGGGUUAAUGACAUUUCUGUAUAAGGCUUUUACUUUCUUUUUCUUCAAGUGUAGAACUGUGUGUAUCUAGUCUGGAGGAUCCUCUCUAUUCUAGAAUGGAGGACUGUUCCUCCCUAUGGUCACCGUGGCAACUCAGUGCUUUAAUUUAAAAAAAAUUUGUUUGUUUUUUGUUUUGUUUUUUGUUUUGCUUUUUUUUUUUUUUUUUUUGCUGGAGACAUCACAAUGUGAUGUAACUUUCUAAUGAAUGUUUUAGCCAUUUACAUGGUGGAAGAAUUUUAUAUUUAUGCAGUUGUACAAGUUUUUUUUUUUUCUGCAGGAAAAAAAGUGUAUUGUAUGAAUCCAGAUACCAAAGUCACUGGUUCGGAGUUAGAAACUUAUCAGAUCCAAUGCAGUACCCCAUGUAAUAUGAUGUUUAGUCAAUGUUAAAAGAGCUUAAAAGUCAAUGUUGAACAUAAAAACAUCUGUCAGGAGUUGCAUCUGCUCUUGUCAUUUUAUUUAAUACAGGUAAGGCCUAAACAAAUAAAUGUACAACAAACCAGA